Messenger RNA from Baudoinia panamericana UAMH 10762, 1557 nucleotides. RefSeq lists its product as uncharacterized. The record is from RefSeq and is a predicted model, not a curated record. Gene Ontology annotation, molecular function: nucleic acid binding. NCBI's taxonomy places the organism in Eukaryota, Fungi, Ascomycota, Dothideomycetes, Mycosphaerellales, Teratosphaeriaceae. The transcript has a single exon. Gene Ontology annotation, cellular component: kinetochore. Bases 409 to 1326 code for a protein of 305 amino acids.
CGUGACAAAGCCUGAGAAAUGCUGCCAAGGCACAAUUCCGCACUGUCAAGCGGCUCACGCUCGUCGACCCCCGCCACGCCACGCACCCAACCCGAUCAUUAAGCUCACUGUGCUGAGAGAACGCUCGAAAUUAGAUUGGACUCAAACGAUGCUCACUUCUGUCAUUCUUGCGUGAUUGGCAAGAGCGUCAUCUACUGCAUGCUACGCCGACGUGUAGAUAUCGCUGCAUUGUACCUGCAGCUGACACGAGGUCAUUGGUGAAGCUGCAUCGAUCGGCUCUCAGCUCCUCCAGCGGUGGUGCAUCGAAGUAUAGACACUUUCAGCAGUCUAGGUAGGUGCAAUUGUGACGCUCUUCGUUCACCAACGGGGUCUUCCUUUGGUAACAGUCUGUAUAAGGGGGUUGGGAAGAUGGGUGGAGACGGCGAGGAUGAAGAUGAUUACUUAUCCAUGUCCUUCACCGAACAGCCUGCUACUCCCAAGGAGACAUCUCUACAGCGGACCACACGCUUGAAGAAGGAAGCUGCAGAGCGCGGUCGUGUACUCUCGAAGAAGGAGUUAGCCGAGAAGGAACGAACCCAGCGAGAGGCUGCGCUCGCGACGCAGCUCGAUGCGUCUAACAAGGGAGCCAAGAUGAUGGCCAUGAUGGGCUUCAAAGGCGGCGCAUUAGGCAAGUCUGGAGAUGCGCGAACGCAGCCAAUUGAGCUGCUAAUUAAAAACGACCGUGGCGGCAUCGGCAUGGACAGCGAGAAGAAGCGCAAGGUCAGAGAGACCGCAGAGGCUAUGCAGGGGCUAGAGAAGAAGAGAAAAGUGGACGAGGCCGGAUUUCGGGAGCGGUCGAGGAACGAGCGCGAGGAGCGACGCGCGGAAGGUAUGAUGUGGAGUGCGAUGAGAACGCUGGAAGCUUUCGAAACUGCUGCGCCUGGCGACGAGGAAGCUGGAGAAGCAUCUCGAGACACACACGACGAGAAGCUGCCACCGGUGAAAAGUAUCAACGUAUUAUGGCGGCCAGUCGUCAAGCAACGGCAAGACAGAGACCGCGAGCGAAGAAUGCGAUAUGAUCUCGACCAAAGCCUAUCACGCAAGCCGGACUACGAUGACCUUAACGCGGAGACAGAGGACCGGCUUGGAUUUAGUGAUGAAGUGCAAGAAACGGUUGAAGAUGAUCCGGAAUUGGAGGCCUUCGAAUCUCUCACUUUCGCUGAAAGGCUCGCAAGGGUGGUUGAGUUCUUGCGCGAGAAGUACCACUACUGCUUCUGGUGCAAGUAUCGCUAUCCAGACGCGGAUAUGGAAGGGUGUCCAGGCUUGACGGAGGAUGAGCAUGGCUAACGCUUCGCGCAAACGGCACCGCGAUCUGCAGGAGAACAUGUCUCACGCCGUUCCCACACACGCGAUAUUGACCGAUGUGUUUUAAUGUGCUGCCUGGAGGUCAGGAGACCCUUCCCCACGAGACUCGCUUCGUUUUCAACGGUAUAGAUAGCAGUCCUGCUCUCAUGUCGAGAGACUGCGGAGCUCAUGCCCGAAAAGGCCGCCUCAUAUAUUUGACAAGCAAAUUUUUCC